AUGUCUGAAUACAUCGGCUCGCGUAUCUCCCUCAUUUCCAAAUCCGACAUCAAGUACGCUCGCUCCCCCUCGCGCAGCCGCGCACGAGACAUGAGACACGCAGCUGACACGGCGCAGAUACGUUGGCACUCUCAAAUCGAUAGACAGCGAGACUGCGACCGUUUCUCUCGAGGGCGUACAAUGCUACGGCUCUGAAGGCCGACGAGGCAAUCCUGCCGACGAGAUCCCCGCCUCCGACACCAUCUACGAUGGCAUUGUCUUCCGUGGCAGCGAUGUCAAAGACCUCACCAUCCUCGCUCCACCCAAAGAGAACCGCCCUCCGCAGAUGCCGAAUGAUCCUGCGAUAUUAGGAGUACGUACAAUCUGACUACACGCACCCUAUCCCCGCAUUCCAUGAUGAAAGACUUUUGGAUGUUAAACACAAUUUCUACCGAUGGCGCAAAAACCAUGUGGAUAUCUCCAGUUGCCUUCCUUCUGAUCAAUCUUGACACUCGCUGCAUAUUGCUUCAUUCUCGCUGUGAAGUAUAUCUCGACUGACGCUUUGAGCAGACGGGAGAACCUACUCAGUCUUCCCAACCACAGCAACAACAGCAUCAACCCCCUCAACAUCCUAAUCAAUUCCAUGGCCCGCAGCCUCCGUAUCAGCAACAUCCCAAUCAAUUUGGAUAUCAAGGACCACCGCCCAAUCAGUUCCAACCGCCGCCUCGCUUUCAAGGCCCUGGCGGCCCUCAUGGCUUUCCCGGUCAGCCCGGCGCUGUGCCUGGCUACAUGGGAUUUCCACCGCCAGGCUACAACCCCAUGGGCUUUGGACCUCCUCCAGGUCCCGGGUUUCCGCCUGGCGGCCCACCAGGAGGCUUCCCUCCCCAUCAUCAGCCAAUUGGUCCAUCUGGCCAGCAAAUGAACCAGCAGCGACCGCCUCAGCAAAUGCCAGGACAGCCACAACAAGGACAGCCACAACAGCAGCAAGCGCCUGUUGGUAGCAAGCAGAACACUCCUCAGCCUCCUUCACAGGGCCCUCGAGCGCCCCCCUCACAACCCCAAACUAGGCCCACCGAGCUGUCCAGCACGCCCACACCUCCUCAACCUCCGCUCGAGUCGAAGCCACCUGCUGCUGCCGCUACCGCACCGUCCGCUGCGUCCCAAGUUCAGCAACAACCUCCCCCACAGAAGCCAUCGCAAAAGAUUAACAAUCGAGUUGCAGUUCCACUGGCGGCAGGCACACCGGCUGCAGCUAGACAACAGCAGCCGAAACCUGCCGCCCCAACUUCAGCACCUGCGCAGCAACAGCCAGCGCCUGUCGCCCAGCCGGCGACCACAGCGACCGCUACAGAAGCUGCCACGGCUGCCGUUGCUGCAGCUAUGGCUAAGCUUGGUGCGCAGAAUCAACAAGCAGGCGCAGUGGACAAUUUGACACAGAAGGUGAACCAGAUGAGAGUACAGGACGGCCAGACGAGAGGGCGUGGGCGUGGACGCGGUGGGCCGAGGGGAGGAAGACGCGAAAGCGCACAGAAGAAGGUUGAGGUCCCUCAGGAGGACUAUGACUUUGAGACUGCGAAUGCGAAGUUCAACAAGCAGGAUCUCGUCAAGGAAGCAAUUGCUUCGGGCAGUCCGUUGGCAAGCCCAACGAAUGGAGCAACACCAGAUCCCCUCGCAUCGGCGAUCAAUGGCCAUACCGAUGGCGCGGACGACGUGGCGAUCCCACCCAAGCCCUCCGAGAAGGGCUAUGACAAGAAGUCCUCAUUCUUCGACAACAUCAGCAGCGACCUGAAGGAUCGCGUUGAGCAGCAGUCACAGUUCGUGGAUGGACGAGAGAUGCGUCGUGAGGAGCGCAGCAAGAACAUGGAGACCUUCGGCCAGGGUAGUGUGGACGGGGGGUACCGAGGCCGAGGUCGUGGUCGUGGACGUGGACUCGGCGGUCGUGGAGGACGAGGGUUCUACGGAGCUCGUGGUGGCUAUGACAACUCUCGAGGCGCCGGCCCGCGAGGGCGCGGAAGAGGAGGUGCCGAGGCCGCAGCGGUCUAG
Lecanosticta acicola is the source of this 2022-nucleotide messenger RNA. Lineage: Eukaryota; Fungi; Ascomycota; Dothideomycetes; Mycosphaerellales; Mycosphaerellaceae. The record is from the annotation of a GenBank genome assembly.